Parnassius mnemosyne (clouded apollo) is the source of this 4385-nucleotide messenger RNA. The record is from the annotation of a GenBank genome assembly. Lineage: Eukaryota; Metazoa; Arthropoda; Insecta; Lepidoptera; Papilionidae.
GCAUUUGAUGAGGGUCAGGGGCAAUAUAUGCCACACAAAUAUGUAAGUUGGAAUUUGAAGUUUGAUUAUGUUAAGAUGUAAAUCAACACUAAAGAUAAUCGCGGAGUUUUAAAAUAAAAAUAUAUUUAUAUCAGUUUGCAAAAUUAAAACUACUGCAACUACAUAAUAAAUUCAAAUAAAAUGCACAAAAGCUUCAAUAAAAGAACUUUCUGUGCUUUGCUUUUUUAUAUAAAUAUGUAAAAAUCAUAAUCAUAUUGAUUAUUAGACUAGAUCGUAAAAUAAUAGAUGUUUCGAUACAAUUAUUACAGUUCAAAUCGUUUGUUCGAAUGUGGCAGCAUCGUUUCCGGGGCACCUGAGAUUUUGAGUGAGAUUGAGAGGUUCUAUGGGCAGCUGUACACGUCAUCGUUGGAGCCACACGCAAGUGUGAGUAACGAUCCAAGAGCGAGUCUUAUCCGACACUAUUCCGAAGAUAUCCCGUACGUCAGUCUGAGCGAGAUUAGAAUGGCUCUCCUUAAAAACGGCAAGGCUCCAGGCGAGGAUGGAAUUACAGCGGAGCUUCUGAAAGCGGGUCGAAGACCAGUACUUGAAGUCCUUCAGAAGCUCUUUAAUUCCGUGGUGGCGUUACACCGGAGGCGUGGAGCAGAAGUGCGGUGGUCUUGUUCCUCAAGAAAGGUGACAACGCUCUCUUGAAGAACUACAGACCGAGUUCCCUUCUGAGCCGCGUCUACGUGCUGUUUUCGAGAGUCAUUACGAAUCUUCUCGCGCGCAGACUUGACGACUUCCAGCCUGCCGAACAAGCCGGUUUCCGAAAGGGCUUUAGCACCAUAGACCACAUACAUACCCUUCGGCAAAUUGUACAGAAGUCCGAGGAGUACAAUUUGCCACUAUGUCUGGCGUAUGUGCACUAUAAGAAAGCCUUUGAUUCCGUCGAAAUUUAGGCGGUGCUGCAGUCCCUUCAGCGGUGCCAAGAUGACUAUCGGUAUAUCGAAGUGCUGAAGUGUUUGUACAGUAGAGCUACGAUGGCUAUCCGAGUACAUAACCAGAGUAUGAAAUCUAUCCAAUUGCAGAGAGGUGUAAGACAGGUUGAUGUUAUAUCCCCGAAACUCUUCACCGCUGCAUUGGAAGACGUUUUCAAGCUUCUGGACUGAAAAGAAUACGGUAUUAACAUCAAUGGCGAGUACAUCACUCACCUUCGAUUUGCCGACGAUAUAGUCAUUAUGGCAGAAUCGCUGGAGGACCUAAGCACCAUGCUCAAUAACCUCCCAACGAAUAGGUCUUAGGAUGAACAUGGACAAAACAAAGAUCAUGUUUAACGUCCAUGUCACACCUAUGCCGGUAGUUGUUGGGAGCACUAAGCUCGAAGUUGUUGACGAGUAUGUUUAUCUGAGACAAAUAGUCCGACUAGGUAAGUCCAACUUCGACCGAGAGGUCAAUCGACGGAUUGAACUCGGCUGGGCAGCGUUCGGGAAAUUACGACACAUCUUCUCGUCAGACAUACCUCAAAACCUUAAAACGCAAUUGUACAACCAGUGCGUGUUGCCAGUGAUGACUUACGGAUCUGAGACGUGGUCCUUCACUGCUGGCCGUAUGAGGAAGCUCAAGGUCGCUCAGCAAGCUAUGGAGAGGGCUGUGCUCGGGGUUUCUCUGCGUGAUAAACUUAGAAAUGAGUAUAUCCGCAGUAGAACCAGAGUAACCGACAUAGCCCAACGGAUUAGUAAGCUGAAGUGGCAGUGGGCCGGCCAUAUAGCUCGAAGAACCGACAACCGAUGGGGAAGAAAGGUUCUUGAGUGGCAGCCUCGUACCAGUAGGCGAAGUGUAGGGCGACCCCCCACGAGAUGGAGUGAUGACCUGGUAAGACAUGCAGGAAGUUGAUGGAUGCGGGUGGCUCAGGACCGUGAUUUGUGGCAUUCCUUGGGGGAGGCCUAUGUUCAGCAGUGGACUUAUGAAAGGCUGUGAUGAUGAUGAUGAUGAAAUCGUUUGUAUCAUUAUCAUAAAUCUGGCUUAAUUAAUGUACAUUUUGUAAUAAAAAUUUAAUGUUAAAUACAAUAAAGUAAGAAUUUUCACGUAAAAUACGUGAAAAUUCUUACUUUAUUUAUUAACUGUCGCAGAUUAUGACCAUAAACAAAAUUCUGCAUUGAUCAAGGCCUUAUGGGAUUCAAUGAUAGCUUUAGUGAGUAUGGUAAAACAUUUAAAAACAAUUAUCAUACUUAUGUUUAUAUAAAACUAAAACUUUUUAUAAACUAUUUUUGCCCAUAUUGCAUUAUUUCGGGAAAUAAAGUGAGUAAGUAUAAUUUUUGUUUUAUUUGUAAUGCUAGCAGCAUACUACCUCUCGAUAGGAUUUAUUGACAUGUAAGUUUUAGCAGCCUUCAGAAAAGAGGUUUUCAAUUUAACUAUAUGUGAUUUUUUCUGUAUAUAUGUUAUGCGAUAUGAUGGCUAAUUGUGAACUGAUCUUGAUGAUUCUACUUUGAUUAGAGAAUUUACCUCAAGGCAAGUCUUAUUUAAAUUCAAAGCAAAAUUGCCUUUAUAGUAAAAAAUAGGGGACAAAGUUUGAGAUUGUAAUAUACUUUAAUCCAUUCAAAGGGACAUGUGAGAUAAUUCUGCAUGCCUCUUUUAUGAACUAAUUUCUACAUAUAACUUCUGAAGUCUGGGGUGUUUAUUUUUUCGAUACCGCUCUUAGCACCGACUUCAGAAGCUGUUAUGUUUGUUCCAACUACGGAGCAAACUCCGUGGUUCCAACUAUCAAUUUUUAAAAAUACUGUUGAUAUUAUACAUAAAGAGAAGCAUUACUGUAAUGAUAACAACUUAAUAGAGAGCACCUAUCAUUUCGACGAAUGCAUUUUCUGCACCAACGCCAUAUUUGUAAACGUCAGCCCACUUUAUUUCCUUCAUCUGUAUUAGUUCCAUGAUCCUUUAGUUAUAAAUCACGGAUGUAAAAAAUACGGACGUAAUCACUGAAAAUGUGUGAAGCACCCUAGGUCCCACAAUUUUGUUUGUCAUACGCGAGAUACACGCACGCACCACACAUAUCCCCAAUCGGUGUCAGUAUGCAAACAUGCACAGAUUUUCAGUGUAAUAUUACAUCAGUGCCAAUGUAAUGUAUGUUAAAAAAUUUAUAAUCUUUCCCUAAUCCAGAUGCUGUGAACAGGCCUCUUAUUUCAAAAGGAGACUGAUACGCUUUCAUACAUUCUUGGGCCCAGAUUGUAAAAAGAUGACAGUGAUGUCAAGUAAUAGCUUAUAUAUUAUUAAAACAUCACCGAAAAUUCUGCGGACUUUGGCAAUGUGAGAGCAGAAUUAUAAGAGAUUUAGUAAAAGUGAGGUUAUGCAACAAGUUGGCAACAACCUAUACUGAACAGCUGAUUUUUAAAGUGGGAUUGCUAUUUUGGAAGGAUCAUGGGCCUAAUGUAUUACAGCGACUAGUCACUAUGACACAAUUCACACAGCGAUCCAUUGAGUCAUCCCUUGAAGUAUUAGGCUUAAAAAAAUGGAUUUAUAUUUACAUUAUAAAUGCAAACAUGAAAAAAAUAUCGACAUUUUAGAAAUCGAUUUUUUGGGAAUCGAUACAUCAGCUUACAAUUCGAAUCUAUUUAAAAAAUCAAUCUUUUUCGGAAAGAAUCGACAUCCCUACUGACGUCGACAAUGACAUUACAAAAUGGCGCCAGUUUAUUAGCAGAUUAGACAUAAACAUUGCAAGAAUAAUUGAUUUUCAAUUAUUCUUUUCUCAAAAAUUACGCGUUUCCGUAUAUUGAGACUUUGUGUGUGUGCUUAUAAUAGUGUAAUCUUUCUGUAAAAAUACGUAUCAACACCAAACUCCACUGACGUCAAUGGAAAGCUAAGCCAAAUUUUAAGUUAAUGGCUGAAGUAAAUGAGGAAUUCUAUUAUUUUAAAUAAUUAAUUGUCAACAUUAUUUUAUGCACAAUCGCACACCUCUAGUCUUAUUAAUUACAAAAUCAAGGAUGUCUGAAUAACAAUGACAAACAAUCUUUUAUGUUUUUAUUUCAGAUGAUACAGUUUAAAUAAACUUAGUGUGAUAUUUGAUCAGCCAUCGUAAAAAAAGGUAUGAGGAAUAAUUUUGCUGUCAAAACACGUAAUAACUGAUGGAAAUGUAUCAUAAUGACAAGAUGAUGUGUACUAAACAGGACUGCAAGCAUACUCAAUUGCGCUUGUUAGAUAAAUUAAAUGAUGACCAUGUGAUUCCCAACGAAGUAAAAAAAUUAAGCUCAAUACACUGGAUAUCGAAUGUAUUGAAGAGAACCUUUUCACUGAAAAUAUUCAAGUGCAAGCAGCAAAGGAGGAAUUAUAUGUUCACUCUAUAGUAUGUACCACACAUGGGUUUCUGAAAGGCAUGGACAUCAUUAGAAUCGAAAAGUGUACAUUGCCACCAAUCC